This is a messenger RNA of Miniopterus natalensis, 1016 nucleotides long. RefSeq names its product family with sequence similarity 89 member B (gene FAM89B). Gene Ontology annotation, molecular function: transcription corepressor binding. The record is from RefSeq and is a predicted model, not a curated record. Gene Ontology annotation, cellular component: cytoplasm; lamellipodium. Lineage: Eukaryota; Metazoa; Chordata; Mammalia; Chiroptera; Miniopteridae. Gene Ontology annotation, biological process: negative regulation of SMAD protein signal transduction; establishment of cell polarity; negative regulation of transforming growth factor beta receptor signaling pathway.
UGGCGGGAGCUGGAGCGCGUCUACAGCCAGCGCAGCCGUAUCCACGAUGAGCUGAGCCGUGCGGCCCGCGUCCCUGAAGGGCCCCGCGGCGCCACAGGCACCGCCAACGCUGGACCUGCCGCCGGUCCCCCUGGCCUGCGGCGUCCUGUCAACCUCGACUCAGCAUUAGCGGCGCUGCGCAAGGAGAUGGUGGGGUUGCGGCAGCUGGACAUGUCCCUGCUGUGCCAGCUGUGGGGCCUAUACGAGUCAAUCCAGGACUACAAGCACCUGUGCCAAGACUUGAGCCUGUGCCAGGACCUGUCAUCCUCCCUGCAUUCAGACAGCUCCUACCCACCUGAUGCUGGCCUAUCUGAUGAUGAUGAACCUCCUGAUGCCAGCCUGCCCCCGGACCCACCUCCCCUAACUGUGCCCCAGACGCACAAUGCCCGUGACCAGUGGCUGCAAGACGCCUUCCACAUCAACCUCUGAAGAGCUGGGAGUGUGGUGGGGGUGGGCAUAUACCCAUGCAAAAGGCUCAGAAACUGCCCCAUCAGUAAGUACUCAGACUAUAGUGCCUGCUUCCCCCCAUACCAUCUCAUUCCACAGGAGGGCAAGGCCUGGGUCCCUCAAGAAGCAUAGCUGCCAAGCCCCUCUCCUGUCAGGUUAGUUGGCACUGAGGCAGGUACCUGGGCUACAGGCUCUGCCCGUGGCACUGGACCUCCACUUGAUGUAUGCACCCCAGGUUGGCCAACCUUUAGUCUGGCAGUGUGGCCCAAAGCAUCUUGCACUUCCCUUGGUGUCUCUAGGAUUGGGAUGAGUGGCUGGCUCCCAUCUCCUUUUCAUCUGUGGCAGCUCUUGGCAGCUGCUGGCUCAGGGGCAUCCCACUUCUGGUCCCUGGGUUCCACUGCCCUAGACGAGGGCUCCAGGACCCAUUCUUGCACCCACCCACAGUCGGGAGGGCCAAGGCUCCGUGCUGGAUAUUUAAGUUUAGGGGCCAGCCUCCUGGGCGCAUAGAUAAAUAAAUAUUCUCAGCGUUC